Messenger RNA from Physcomitrium patens, 1597 nucleotides. The record is from RefSeq and is a predicted model, not a curated record. NCBI's taxonomy places the organism in Eukaryota, Viridiplantae, Streptophyta, Bryopsida, Funariales, Funariaceae.
CCUUCUCCGGUUGUGUCCCCCUCACAAACUCCCAAUUGUCUCGCCCCAUGCCUGCGCUUCCCCCCUCUUUGGGAUUCUGUUUGUCGCGGCCGCUGCUUCGCUACAAGCAUUGGAACCUCUCUGCAGGUGGGUUCUGAAUAAGUGGUCGGGAGUCUUCGGAAAAAGCGACCUUGGUACGGAGGGUUUGAGGGGUCGCGGGGAGGGCGAGUCUGCACGAAGCUGGGCGUGCAAGAAAUUUGUCGAGACCAAAUUGUGUCUUUCGUCCAGGCGAGGAGAAUUUGGUGGAGCAAAUGGUUCUGAACAGCGCGUUGUGAAGUGGAAAAAGGGAGAGUAGAAAUGCGACCUUCUUCGGGAACUUUUGGAGUGAGUGUAACUCUUGUAGAGUGGCGGUAAAAGGAGCGUGGACUCGUGCGGAUGUGGUUGCAGGCAGACUUUGCAGUUUGGGGGGAGGUGUAGGGGAAUUUAGGGUUUUCAAUGGUCUGAGGAGACGACCAGAGUGUUAUUUGUUGGAUAUCUUUGCCCAAGAAGGAGGUUUGGAGGUUGAGCAUGUGGGCGGUUGGAACAGGAGGGUCCCAAUAUUGCUAGGUUUGGAGGAAGGGAGAGAAGCGGGAGCAGAAGAAUUGGGCAGCGGUGAUUAAGGGAGCAGCAAUUCUUGUGAGGGAGGGUGUGAGGGAAAUUGGUCAAACUGGCAUACCAGGCACGGCCGACGGUGCUGAUGGGGGAGAACUUGGGCGCGAUGCCAAUGUCUAUGUCUCUUCAGGGGGCCCACGACAUGAGCCACACUGAUUUAGGAUCCCUCACUCCGGUUCGCGGCCGAGGUCUUAAAAAGGAGGAUCGCAUUGCCCAGUGGGGAUACCACGAAACCAAAGAGUUCAUCGCCAUUCGGGCCGAGCUGGAGAAGGACUUUACACUAACCAAGCGGAACAAGACACUGUGGGAGCUGAUUGAAAGGAAAAUGAGGGAGAAAGGGUUUCGGAGGAGCGCAGAUCAAUGUAAAUGUAAAUGGAAGAACUUGGUGAACCGUUACAAGGGGAAGGAGACAUCUGAGCCAGAUUAUGAGUUCUCGCAGGGAAAAGACCUCUUUGAUCCUGAGAAUGGGAGGCCAUGCCCUUUCUUUGACGAACUUGAUGCAGUAUUCAAGGAGCGUGCCAGGAACUCAGAAAGAAAUCUACAGGAAUCUGAGCCAGGGUCUCGAGCCAAGAAGAAAGGCAAGAGGGGUAAAGUCAAAAGUGAGGAUGAUGAUGAUAGUGAGGAUGAAGACGAUGAGGAGGAAAGUGAAGAAGACCGUGUCGUACAGAGGAAGAAAAGGAAGGGCGAGAAGGACACCAAUCGGCCUAGGGUAACAGCGGAGAAGUAUCGUGCCAACAGCAUGCAGGAAGUGUUGGAGGAAUUUUUCCAGCAGCAGCAGAAGGUGGAGGAGCAGUGGAGAGAGUCGGUGGAGAGGAGAGAACAGGAGCGGCGGUGGCGGGAGCAGGAGUGGAGAGAUGCCAUGGAGAAGCUGGAACAGGAGCGAAUCGCAAGAGAGCAAAUGUGGCGAGAGCAUGAGGAGCAAAGGAGGAUUCGUGGUGAGGCCCGUGCACUGAAGAGAGACGAACUC